This is a messenger RNA of Funneliformis mosseae, 450 nucleotides long. NCBI's taxonomy places the organism in Eukaryota, Fungi, Glomeromycota, Glomeromycetes, Glomerales, Glomeraceae. The record is from the annotation of a GenBank genome assembly.
AUGCAUUUUGGAGAACGAUUGAGUCCAUCAAAAAAGAUCGUGGCAACACAAAGUGCUUUUCAUGGGGCCACUAUAAACAAUUUAAACACAAAUCAAAUAUUUCAAAAUCAAACAUUUCAAGGUCCCACAGAGAAUGUUAUUACUAAUAAUAAAUCAGUAUGUGAAAUGAGGAAGCGUUCGAUUACACCUCCUAAUAUUCGCACUGAAGAGGAUAACCCUGUGGUAAAAAAGGAAAGUGAUGAUGGUAAUCCAUCAUUAACGAAAGAUGAAAAUGACAACGUCGACGAAGUUGACGACAAUGAUGAAUAUACUCCUGAUCCGGAUGAUGUUUUCAAUUCCUACUCGAAAAACUCGCAGAAUUGGAGUCUGCUUCCAGGAAAAACUGUUGAAGAUAUCUUCGCGACAAAUAUGUCUGAAUAUUCGGAAAGAUAUAACAAGAGAAAAAACUGA